Cetraspora pellucida is the source of this 747-nucleotide messenger RNA. The record is from the annotation of a GenBank genome assembly. NCBI's taxonomy places the organism in Eukaryota, Fungi, Glomeromycota, Glomeromycetes, Diversisporales, Gigasporaceae.
AUGAUCUUGAAAGAUCAUUUUGUUACAGUGUUUUUCAAUCAUAAAAGUAUCUUGGACUUCGAUCCAUAUAAAGUUUUUCUAAAUAUAACUUCAAUCGAUACUCUUUUUCGUGAAAGAUUUUUAUUCUUUCUUCAAAAAGCCUUUGAAGCAUCAUCAUGGAAAAAGGAAGGAUAUUUGGUGAUCUUGAAUGAUGAUGGUCAAGAAGAGGAAGUUGAUAUGAAAUUUUGGACUGUGUUUUUACGUUGGAUAAAAUAUCAAGAUAACUAUGUUAAAUUUGCGGAUAUUGGUCCUAACAAAUACUUCACGAGGGAUAUCCAUGUUUUUUUUCUGGAAGUGAAAAGUCGAAUGUACACGAAUAUUAGAGAUAUAAUGCACAUGAUAAAGAAAUGUAAAUUGUCAGGUGGAAAUGAACUUUGCAAUUUAAGAGGAGGUUGGUACGAAAAUAUUAGAGAUACCAUGUACAGGAUGAUUAAAAGAAUGUCUACAGGUACAAUAGGUGGAAUGGAUGAUUGUUGCAAUUUAAGAGGGGGUUGUUUUUAUGAAUUUAAAAUGUGUCUUUGGAGUCUUGAAGGUAUUUAUGAGGAUGAAAAUGAAACAUGUGCAUAUUUUAAAGAACUUCAUAGGUUAUUAGAUGAAAUGAAUUCAAGUGAACAGGUCAUUAAGUUGAUCGAUGAGACUUUAAACUCUUACAGUUAUUAUAGAUUUAAUGUUGAGAGGAAGGAGACAAAAAAAAUAAUUUCAGAUUAA